Manihot esculenta (cassava) is the source of this 1443-nucleotide messenger RNA. RefSeq lists its product as uncharacterized. Bases 1 to 1443 code for a protein of 480 amino acids. The record is from RefSeq and is a predicted model, not a curated record. The transcript is spliced from 3 exons. Gene Ontology annotation, molecular function: zinc ion binding. NCBI's taxonomy places the organism in Eukaryota, Viridiplantae, Streptophyta, Magnoliopsida, Malpighiales, Euphorbiaceae.
AUGAAUACAGUGUGCCACUUCAAUCCUGGUUCGAUCUUCGUAAUUGAAGAUGAUCCCCAUUAUUUAAACGAUCGUUUGGAUCGUACUUCUCGUGUAUUUGAUCGUAUGUUUUGGGCUUAUCGUCAAUCUAUUGAAGGAUUCAAGCAUUGUCGACUAGUGAUUUUUGUUGACGGGACAUUCCUAUACGGUAAAUAUAGUGGGUGUAUAUUGUGUGCAACAGGGCUUGAUGGAAAUAAUCAGAUAUUUCCAUUAGCUUUUGCUAUUAUCGAGAAGGAGGAUUCAGAUAAUUGGGGAUGGAUCAUGUCUUGUUUGAGAGCUUAUGUCACAGAACGCGAAGAUUUAUGUGUCAUUUCUGAUCGUCACAUUGGAAUUAAGAAAUCUAUGGAACAAGAUUGGUGGCAACCACCAAGUGGACACCAUCGAUACUGCAUACGGCACAUUUUGAGCAAUUACAACACAAAAUUCAAGAAUGCAACAAUGAAGGAAUGUUUGCGAAAGGCUGCUAAUCAUAACCAAAAGAGAAAAUUCUAUGACGCGAUGAAUAAAAUUAAGGAACUCAAUCUCGAGACCUUUGAAUGGGCUGUGAAGAUACCUCUGGAGAAGUGGACUCGUUCCCACGAUGGUGGAAAGCGAUAUGGAUCAAUGACAACUAAAACCAUUGAGUCUGUCAAUGGAAUGUUGAAAGGCUUUCAAGCAUUGCCUAUUACAGCAAUGGUUGAAAAAAUAUUUUAUCAAUGUGCGCAUUACUUCGAUACAAGAAGGCAUCAAUUUCAUCGGCAGCAACAAGAGGGCUAUAGAUUCACCCAGUCAACUGGUGAAAUCAUACAAAAAAAUGCACAGUCAGCAAAUGGCCAUCGUGUUACGACAUUUAAUCGUGAUGAUUUGGUUGUUGAAGUUCGAAGUUUUAAAUCUGGUCAAAAACAAGUUGUUAAGCUUAUAGAAGGGACCUGUACUUGCAAAAAAUUUCAAGAGAUGCGUAUCCCAUGUUCACAUACCAUAGCAGCCUGCAUGUCGAGGUCUGUGGAUUAUGAGCAAUUCGUUGAUAGCUACUACACUCUCGAAAGGUCAAUUAAAUGUUACGAAGACAUGUUCAGUCCAUUAGGUAAUUCAGACUAUUGGCCUGCAGAUUAUGAAUUACCACUAAUUCCAAACAAGAACCGAAUAAGGAAAAAAUGGCGACCGAAGUCAUCGAGAAUUCAUAAUGAAAUGGAUUGGAGGGGAAUGGACAGCUCAAAUGACAGUAGAUUAUUUAUUAACCCAGGACCACGUGAUACUUCAUUGCUAUAUCUCCAAGCAUCUCAUAGGUCCCAAGUCGUGUGGAAUGAUCCACAAGAGGCCGGUGUAAUCACAUGCCGGCGAUCAUCUACUGUAUUACACGGUUAUGAUAUUGAUGACAGGCUUAUCCCUUAUCUCCAUGCUAGUGGAUUUUACGGAGCUGUUUGA